Symbiodinium sp. CCMP2592 is the source of this 3117-nucleotide messenger RNA. Lineage: Eukaryota; Dinophyceae; Suessiales; Symbiodiniaceae. The record is from the annotation of a GenBank genome assembly.
AUGGGGGAUGCUCGGACCCGGAGCCGCGAAGUCACCGGCGUCCCGGCCGUCCCCAACGGGAACCAGCUCGGAUGCUUCGACCUCUUCUGCGAAGGUGACCCCAGCACCCUAGAGGAGAAUUACCAGAUGGUGUGGAAAGGCGAGGGGCAGGGCUCCUAUGCUGCCACCUCCUACAAGGAAUUCGAAAAGGGUGGCUGGGAGAAAGAAGUCGUCAGUCGACGAUACUUCGCUUAUCGCCCGCGCCAGUGCUGCCUCUGCUUGCUGGCGCUGCUGCUUUUGUCGGCCCUCGGCUACUGUUUGUACUACCUCCUGCACAUGCACCGUGCAGCAGCAGACGAUUUGAGCACUGGGUCUGCGCAAGAUGACAUAGACUGCGACACCGGAUAUUUGAACUUUGAGGAGCAAUGGGACAAAGACAAGCAGGCCAUUUGUUGUGACCUGUACGGUCGGGCAUGCUCACACGUAUCUCAUGUAGGUUACCAUCCGCAAGUCGUCUACCAUCCACGGCAGUACAAUUGCCAUGCCGGUUACUCGAACUGGUAUUUCGGCUGGUCACAAGACAAGAAGGCAUACUGCUGCCAUUUCGAGUCUCGCGGCUGCCCCGGCAGCUGGCAUGGCAGCUACCACCUGAACACUCACAUAGGGCACCACGUUGGCCACGCGCACGAGCAUCACGAGCAUCACGAGCACAUCUAUGACUGCGAUGCUGGCUUCUCCAACUGGAUGCAAGGGUGGUCGGACUCCAAGAAGGAUUGGUGCUGCUCGCAUGAGCAGAAGGGCUGCGUCAAGUACCACUGCACUGGGGAAGAGGAUUCCUGGACCGAUGACAAGUCAGACUGGUGCUGUGCUCACUUUCAGAAGGGUUGCCCACAAACGACGCUUUCGCCAAUGAAGUGCGAGACUCCGUGCACACUCAAAGGAAGAACGUCGUCAUGUCUCGACCGCAUCAAGUGGACCGCAGACAACGUUUUUGACUCCCAUGACAACAAGUGUGCGAUGGCCUAUAGCAAAGUGCAGGUAGAGUGCGACGUCUGUCGUUCUUGUUCCGUCGAGGAGGCAGGCUGUGAAGUGCACAUGUCGGGCUCGCUACCCUUCGACUGCAAUGCGGCCCUCAACAACUUCUUCAGGGCGUGGUCCCCGGAGAAGAAGCACUGGUGCUGUACCAAGCAGGGAAAGGGCUGCGAGGGUCACCACCCACCCUCCGUUGAUGCCGGCUAUGGCAUGACCUGGAAGCACGUGCAGGUGAACGGCUACUGGACCUGGCUGGCUGUGCACGGCCACGGCCACGGCCACGGCCACGCCAGCCUGCCCUAUGACUGCAAUGCCGGCCUCGCCAACUGGCACACCGGCUGGCAUGGUGCUGUCUGCACCAACACGUCGGCUGUGAAGGAGGUUGCGGUUGUGGCGCUAGGCGGUGAAAUCGACCCGCUCGUCUCACAAGUGCCACGGACGGUGAAACUGCAGCUGCGCUGGGGCCUUAUGAGGUGGGAUUUCAUUGGUGAGGGCACCGCUCCUCUUCUGCUGGACUCGAGGUCCGGUCCUGUCGUGCCGCCACCUCCUGCAUUCGAGAGCAACCAUUGGUGGGGCGUUGGUGCGAAGCACUUGCAUGACCCCAAGUCAUCCCCAGCUGCCAACAGGGCGCCGGCUGUUUCAGACAAAACUUGCAAGCUCACGGUUCACAUUGCGAACCGCGAUCCUGCUUACAUGCAGGAACAGUACCAGAUGGUCUGGAAGGGAGAGGGCAAGGGGUCCUAUUCGGCCGCGUACAAGGAAGUGGAGCACGGACGAGGGGAAUGGGAGAAAGUUGUCGUGAAUCACAAAUACACCUCUUAUCGCCCCAAAGUCUGCUGCAUGUGCCUGCUGGCGUUGCUUUUGUUGGCAAUGCUGGGUUACCUCCUGUACCGCCUCUUGCACGAAAGGACGAUGACGGUCGGUUCCGAUGAUAUGUCAGUGUCAAGGCCUGCUCAGGAUGCGAUCGAUUGUAACACUGGGUUUUACAAUUAUCAGGUUCUCUGGGAUGCAGACAAGAGGGCCAUUUGUUGCGACCUCUAUGGCCGAGCAUGCACUGGUUCUGCGACUGUGGUCCACCACCCGCACUUCGUCUACCAUGGUCCUCCUGCUCAGGCCUACAACUGCCGUGCCGGCUACUCGAACUGGUUGUUCGGAUGGUCUCAACACAAGAAAGCGUGGUGCUGCUCUCACGAGUCUCGCGGCUGCCCCGGAACCUGGCAUGGCAGCUACCACCUGCACACUCAAGUGGGGCACCACAUCGGCCAUGCAGAGGGGCACAUCUAUGACUGCGAUGCUGGCUUCUCCAACUGGAUGCAAGGGUGGUCGGACUCCAAGAAGGAUUGGUGCUGCUCGCAUGAGCAGAAGGGCUGCGUCAAGUACCACUGCACCGGGGAAGAGGAUUCCUGGACCGAUGACAAGUCAGACUGGUGUGCUGUGCUCACUUUCAGAAGGGUUGCCCACAAACGAGAGACAGACACGUGCAUGAACCGCAUUCAUUGGACACGAGACCACGUCUUCGGAGAGAAGGAGAACAAGUGCGCUCUUGCCUACAGCAAGGUGCAGGUCGAGUGCGACGUGUGCCGAUCUUGCACCAUCGAGGAGGCAGGUUGUGAAGUGCACAUGUCGGGCUCGUUACCUUUCGACUGCCACGCGGCCCUCAACAACUUCUUUCGGGCCUGGUCCCCGGAGAAGAAGCACUGGUGCUGCACCAAGCAGGGAAAGGGCUGCGAGGGCCACCACCCGCCUUCCGUCGAUGCCGGCUUUGGCAUGACUUGGAAGCAUGUGCAGGUGAACGGCUACUGGACUUGGGUCGCCGUGCACGGACACGGCCACGCCAGCCUGCCCUAUGACUGCAAUGCCGGCCUGGACAACUGGCACACCGGCUGGUCCGGGGGCAAGAAGGCAUGGUGCUGUGCCCACCAUCACGUAGGCUGCGGAGGAGGAUCCCAGACUGUCCAUGUCAUUCACCACGUGUACCACGGCGGAGCGCACUACAGCCAUGGUGCAGCAUUCGACUGCCACGCGGGCUUUUCACGCUGGCACACGGCUUGGUCGCCAGCCAAGAAGGACUGGUGCUGCCGCCACGUGGGCAACUCCUGCAGUUGA